Gamsiella multidivaricata is the source of this 2074-nucleotide messenger RNA. RefSeq lists its product as uncharacterized. The record is from RefSeq and is a predicted model, not a curated record. The transcript is spliced from 2 exons. NCBI's taxonomy places the organism in Eukaryota, Fungi, Mortierellomycota, Mortierellomycetes, Mortierellales, Mortierellaceae. Bases 92 to 1876 code for a protein of 594 amino acids.
CCCCCCGCCCUCUCUCUAUUUAUUGAUUUCCCCUCUCCCUCUUCCCUCCCGCUCUCCCAGAUACCGAUCGAUUAUAAAAACACGCCACGCCAUGAACUUCUUCAGGACCAAAAAGAAGCUAGACGACCUGCCUGCCCACCCUCCCCCUGCUUCCUCCGCCCCACCCUCCGCCGCCACUCAGCGAACCGUCCAGCGUGGUUCUUCCGUCAACGGUAUCACCAUCCCCCCCCGCACCAACUCUGCUGGAGCAACCCCUGCCCCAAACCCCAACCCUGCCCAACCCCCACCCCAGGCACAGGCUCAGGGCCAGAACCAAGGCAGUAGUCCUCGGGCGAACAAUCCAGAGCAGCAGCAGCAGCAGCAGUAUCAGCAACAGCAACUCCAAUAUCAGCAGCAACAACAACGCGAUUCAGAUUCAAUCUCCCUCAACUCAUCCGUCAUUCCACAGCAGCAACAACAGCAACAACAACAGCAACAACAACCGCAACAACAACCGCAACAACAGCAACAGCAACAGCAACCGCAGCAGCAACAGCAACAGAUGCAGCACCAGCAACAACUCCAGUCGAUGCAGUUGCAACCAGGCUCCUAUGGCAGUGACUCCCUGCUCACCUCCCAGGUCAUUCAAUACCCAUCAUACCAGGACCAAUCAACGCACUCUAGCAGUGUCUCGGGGAUGGAGGGUGGCUAUGCUGGCGGAGCCUCUGAUGAUCAACACCUCGGUCGCCAACAGCACUCCGAGAAUAUGGCUGGCAACCAUGGUCAACCAGAUGGCUACUAUCAGCAGCAGUCUGGUGGCACUAGUGGAGGAAUGAAUAGCGGCCCCAUCCAGUUGCAAGGCCAGGCCCUCGGAAACGGUAGCAUGAACGGCGCGCCCAAUGGCAUCGACAACACCAACAGCGGUAGUCUAGGCACUGGCAGUCUCGGCAAUAGCACUGGAGAACUGUCGACAGAUGUCCGCAAACUACAGGAUGAGAUCCUGAGCUGGAAGAGGUCCCAAGAGUCGUCCCAGGCCAAGGUGAACCAGCUUCGUCAAACCUUGACCCAAAAGUCACAGGAGAACAGAGAACUGCACGCCAGUCUGACCCAGGUGACUCAGGAUCGAUUGAUGCUUCAGGAGCUGGUCCACAAGCGUGAAAAGGAAAUGGACGAUCUGCGCUCAAAGUACUUGAAUGACGUUCGCCAGAUCCGCGCAACAGACGACGACCAUUCCACGAUCGAGCAGCGGGUGCGCAUGCUCCAGGCCGCCAUCUUGCAGCUCACAAAGUCCUCCUCCGGCGACAGGGCAGUAAACCUGAACACGGAAGAGGCCCAGGCGUUGGUCAAGAAGAAGUACAAGUUCGGCAAUACGCAGCCCUACAUUCUCAACAUGUUCUUGGAGAAAUACAUCAUGGAUACGCUGCUCGAGGAGGUCUUCCACGGCCCCUUCUACGUCGGCUUUACCCUGGCCAAGGAAUACGGAGAGAUUCACAAGUGGAUGGUCGAUAACAACUUUGGUGAUCAGGCUGUUCGCUUCCGCCAACAACUUUGCUUCAUGUCCGCCAAAGCACCCGUUGCACAAGCACAUGCAGCUCAGGAGGCCAUCCGGAUCGCAAAGGCAUUCGAAAUCAAAUUGGAGCGUCUUUACAACAACUGGGCAGGUCAUCAGAAGGUGCUGGAUCUGGUAACCAAAGCUAUCGAGCUCAGCUUAACGAUGAGGAGCCAGAAUGCCGAGAUCAAGGCCGAGGUCAUUCCAAGCGAGAGCGAGUUUGAUGCAGAGAAGAUGGUUCCAGCACACAAGAGCAAGGAGGGCGGCAAGGUCAAAGUGUGUGUCAUGCCAUGCUUUAUCGAUACGAACGGUGUAGUCGUAGGCAGGGCCAAGGUCUUUUGUGGUUAAUACCGCUCAACCGCAAAGCAAAAGCAUGUUUACAAUCCCUUCCUUCAUGGUCGCCAUAAUACCAGGACACUUCUGCCCACCCUCAUUCCAAAAAAAAAGAAACAAAAACAAAACGAAUCCCCUUUGUUAUUAUCCAGGAACAUCAACAACACCAUAAUAAAUAUACAUCUCGUGUACAUGUACUCUUUGUUCCUCGGA